ACACGGCUUACGAGUAGUGUCACGCACGUAUAAGUUUAAAAAAUUCAAAAUCCUGUAUAUAAGGUUCAUGUUUUAUAGUUGUUUUUAAACGUGAUAAAAUGCUUAGAUAAGUCCAAUCGCUGCCGAACAAUAGUUCCAUGUGUGACACCUCUUCGCCAAGUUGGAGUUGAUAGGUCUAACGUGAAAGGGAUACCACUCGCCACCUGGAUUACACUCUUAAGGCGUUUCCCCAAUGUCCAUCAGGAGAGCUUCGAAUUUAUAGAAAAGUUGAUUUCGUAAAAUACAACGAAGAUGAAAACAUGCAAAUAAUACAGAAUUUACUAGAUUACGAAGGAUUGAUUGUGUAAUUGGCAGAAAUGGAGGGAAUAUUAAGGAUUUCGCUGUUAUUGUGUGUGAUUGCGACUCUGAGUCCAGUAAAAUCAUCCGAGGAUGAGGAGCGACUCGUUCGAGAUCUCUUCCGAGGAUACAACAAAUUAAUUCGGCCUGUACAGAAUAUGACCCAGAAAGUGGAUGUACGUUUCGGUUUGGCAUUCGUUCAACUAAUCAAUGUGAACGAAAAGAAUCAAAUUAUGAAGUCCAACGUUUGGCUGCGUCUAGUAUGGAGUGACUACCAGCUGCAGUGGGACGAAGCUGACUAUGGCGGCAUCGGGGUAUUGCGUCUUCCACCUGAUAAAGUUUGGAAACCCGAUAUUGUCCUGUUCAAUAACGCCGAUGGCAACUACGAAGUUCGAUAUAAAUCCAACGUUCUUAUUUACCCCAAUGGAGAAGUACUUUGGGUACCGCCAGCUAUUUACCAAAGUUCCUGUACUAUAGAUGUCACAUAUUUUCCGUUCGAUCAGCAAACGUGCAUCAUGAAGUUCGGCUCGUGGACAUUCAAUGGGGAUCAAGUAUCAUUGGCAUUGUAUAACAAUAAGAACUUUGUCGACCUUUCGGAUUAUUGGAAGUCUGGAACGUGGGAUAUCAUCGAAGUACCGGCCUACUUGAAUGUUUACGAGGGAAACGGCAAUCAUCCGACUGAAACUGAUAUCACCUUUUAUAUCAUAAUACGUAGGAAGACACUGUUCUACACUGUCAACUUGAUUCUUCCAACCGUAUUGAUUUCAUUUCUCUGCGUCCUGGUGUUCUAUUUACCCGCCGAAGCGGGAGAAAAGGUCACAUUAGGUAUUAGUAUCCUUCUGUCACUGGUUGUGUUCCUGUUGCUGGUUUCGAAGAUUCUACCGCCUACGUCACUUGUUCUUCCACUCAUUGCUAAAUAUUUACUUUUCACCUUCAUCAUGAAUACAGUAUCAAUUUUAGUAACCGUUGUUAUCAUCAACUGGAAUUUCCGAGGUCCUCGUACACAUCGAAUGCCAAUGUGGAUUAGAUCCGUUUUUCUUCACUAUUUACCAGCCUUUUUACUAAUGAAACGUCCACGAAAAACACGUCUUCGUUGGAUGAUGGAAAUGCCUGGAAUGAGUGUUCCACCAAAUCCGCAUCCAUCCUAUGGUUCUCCAACGGAAAUACCGAAACACAUAAGUGCCAUUGGAGCAAAACAGGCUAAAAUGGAAGUCAUGGAACUCUCUGAUUUACAUCAUCCAAAUUGUAAGAUUAACCGCAAAAUGAAUUGCGGAGGAGAACUUGGAGUUGGCGAUUCUUGCCGGAGAGAAAGCGAAAGCUCUGAUUCGAUCCUUCUGUCACCGGAAGCCAGCAAAGCAACAGAAGCAGUUGAAUUUAUAGCGGAACAUUUAAGGAAUGAGGAUUUAUACAUUCAGACUCGUGAAGAUUGGAAGUACGUUGCCAUGGUAAUCGACCGUCUUCAACUCUACAUAUUUUUCAUAGUAACAACCGCUGGUACAAUUGGUAUUUUAAUGGAUGCGCCACAUAUCUUCGAAUACGUAGAUCAAGACCGAAUCAUAGAAAUUUAUCGUGGAAAAUAAAGUGAAACGAUGUGGGUAGUUAGUCGUAUUCCACAGCUCACAACAUUAAGGUAUUCGAAACAUAAAACGUAAUCAAUUAAUCUAAUUUAUGUAUAGCUCGUGAAGAAGAAACCAUUUAAACAUAAAACCUGAAGGAAAAAGUCAGUUUAAAUGUGAAACUGUUUCCAAAGCUGCUUUUCGUUAUCGGUAAGGUUGCGAAAAAAAAGUAUUAUUUAUAUAUUUCAUAGACCGCCAAGCCUUACCCCACAUUACAACGACGUCACUUCUCAACCGAAACUCAUUUCUUCCUUCAAGGACAUAACAUAGUACUCACUUCUUCUGACUCCGAAAUAAAUGCAUAAGUAAGCUCACAACUCAUCAAUCUAUUACGCAAUACAUAUGAAUUGCUCAAAGAUACAUUUAAGUUAUUGUUACGAAUUCAACAAAACUCACAUGAAUCAAUCGAGAGGCACGAAUAACAAACUUAACUCUAACAAAUAAUUUAGAUAAGAACAAUAAAUAAUAAAAAAACACCAAAAGAUUUAAAGAGAAUACCCCAUGCUGCUUGCGGUUAUUUCAGACACAGGAAAUAUUCUACUUGUAUUCGGUUCAACUAAAAGAUUUUUAUUUAUUUGAUAUUUGAUAAAAUAGCACCAAAAUUUAUAUAAUCGAUAUCUACUGUUGAACUUUUUAAGAUACAAAAAUAACAAUAAAAACAGGUGCCAACCUUACGUGUUUCGAUAGUAUUUAUAAACAAACACAGAAAUGUAAGAUUUUAGUUACGAGAAUGCUCUAGUGAUUCUGGUAGGACUUUCUUUUGCAAAAGGAAUGUAUUUGAUUAAAAAAGAUAUUAUAAAACCUUUUUUCACCAAGUCUUUGAAAAAAAAAACAAAAACAAAGUGAAAAGUAUUAAUGCGUACAGAUUAAUAAUGGUAACUAUUAAAAGUAUAUGUAAAAAUUAACAUUUUUAUCAAAUAAGGAACAUCAAUGUUAACAUUAAUAAAUAGAAAGAAUUUAAAAUUCAAUGUAAAAUUAUAUUAAAGACAAAACACGUUUUCUCCAUUUUGUACUUUUUCAAUUUACGUAAAAUAAAAUGAAGAUGGUACUUAAUAUUAGUGAAGUCAUAAAUUAAUAAACGCAUAGUAACUGACAACUAAACAGAUUGUUUUAAACGGUAAUUUUAGAAGCAAAAAUGUUGAAUUUAUUUUAGAUGGAAAAAUCAAAGAAUAUCGGAUAUAGUUUUUCCAAAAAUUAUCUAAAUUUCCUUUUUUGACUGUGUGAGUUAACAGUAUCUACGUUAGGAAUUAUUUAACAUGAAACAUUCAAGUAUUAUUGUUGUGUUUCUCCCGAAAUUUCUAUUGAAUCGAUUCGUAUACGCAUAUGUGAAAAUUUUCAGUUAGUAAAAAUUGGACUAUGGAAAAAAAUAAAAAGUUAUUACA
Messenger RNA from Hermetia illucens (black soldier fly), 3334 nucleotides. RefSeq names its product acetylcholine receptor subunit beta-like 1 (gene nAChRbeta1). The coding region runs from base 357 to 1916 and encodes 519 amino acids. Gene Ontology annotation, cellular component: neuron projection; synapse; postsynaptic membrane. The transcript is spliced from 7 exons. Gene Ontology annotation, molecular function: acetylcholine-gated monoatomic cation-selective channel activity; transmembrane signaling receptor activity. Lineage: Eukaryota; Metazoa; Arthropoda; Insecta; Diptera; Stratiomyidae. Gene Ontology annotation, biological process: nervous system process; chemical synaptic transmission; regulation of membrane potential. The record is from RefSeq and is a predicted model, not a curated record.